This is a messenger RNA of Phymastichus coffea, 5797 nucleotides long. RefSeq names its product DENN domain-containing protein 5A (gene pns). Gene Ontology annotation, molecular function: guanyl-nucleotide exchange factor activity; small GTPase binding. The transcript is spliced from 21 exons. The record is from RefSeq and is a predicted model, not a curated record. The coding region runs from base 109 to 4164 and encodes 1351 amino acids. Lineage: Eukaryota; Metazoa; Arthropoda; Insecta; Hymenoptera; Eulophidae.
AAAGCUAGACGGUGGUAUACGAGAUAGUGUUGCUGGUGGUGGUGACGGUGGCGAGUAUGAUGAGGCUGUGCGAGGAAGUAACGACGACGUGAGAGAGAUAAACAAGAGAUGAACGGCACGCAGCAGCAACAACAUCCAGCAAGAUUCGCCGACUACUUUGUCAUCUGUGGCCUCGACAAAGAUUCUGGACUCGAGCCUGACAAGUACUUUGGUGACUCGCUGCAAUGCACGCCGCUGGAUCGAGCUUACAAGAGCAAGGUCCUCGGGCACUACCCGGACUCGGUGCCGUGGAAUCCCUUCGACGAGCACGCGGUCUGCAUGCUGUGCCUGCCAAGCGGCUUGCGCUUUCGCACGCAAAAGCACUCGGUGGAGCCGUGCUUCCACUCGUUCGUCCUGACCAAGGAGGACGGCCACCGCACCUACGGCUUCAGCCUGCUCUUCUACGAGGAGUGCCGCAACCGCAAGAUCUGCGCGGCCAUGCAGACGCUGCAGGCGAUGUUCAUUACGGAGCUGAGCAGCGGCCAGAACGGCACACCUCCGCAGCCGCGCAAAGGACACGAGGGCCACGGCAACACGAGAUCGCUGCCGAGGCACUUCAAGCUGGCGGCGCACUCGGCCGCGUCGGCGCUGGCCUACUACGACUCGGCCAAGGACAAGCUGCUGGUGACCAAGUCGAUAUCGCUGAUCUGCCAGCAGCCGUAUCUUCACGCGGCCAAAAUGUUCCUGACCAAUUUGUACAAGUGCGUGCCUAGGCACCCGGGCCCGGGCUUCAGCCUCGAGUCCUACGUGUACAACCUGCUCUACAACGUGCCCACCCCGAUGCCCGGCAAGUCGCUCAAGUUCUACGUGCCCAACGACGAGCCGGCCAAGUCGCCGCUCGAGCUGGUCCUCCACCAGCCCCUCCUCGGCCAGGAGCUGCCGCCGCUCGACUACUCGCUCAAAGACGUGUUCGCUUGGCUGGGCAUCGACUGCGUCAUACAGCUCUUCACUUGCGUGCUGCUCGAGAACCAGGUCCUCAUACGCAGCGCCGACUUUCACAAGCUGAUGGUCGUGUCCGAGUGCGUCGCCGCUCUGCUCUUUCCCUUCUCCUGGCAGCACGUCUACGUGCCCAUUCUGCCCGCCAGCCUCGACCACUUUCUCGACGCGCCCGUGCCGUUCAUCAUGGGCAUACACGCGCACAACGACGUCGGACUGCAGAAGAUCGCUAGCGAGGCUAAUCUGUGUUAUGUAGAUAUCGAUAAGCAAACCGGUCAAUUUCCCGAGGAGUUGCCCGUGUUUCCCCACAAGCUGGCGUUCAUCGACGAAAUUAGAGGCUAUUUGAAUAAGUACAAAGUUCCAUACUUGGACAAGACUGACAAUAUAUUCGCGAAUUACCUGAAUGGUGAUAUCAUGACAAGUAGCUUAACGCUGCCCGGCUCCGGCUUCUAUUAUCCAAAGAGAAAGCACUCGCUGCACGACAUGCUCGACUGGGACAGGUCCGAGUCAGCUCCACAGACGGAUCCGAUACAAAGGAUAUUUGACGCCGUUCGACGGACAGAUGUCGACGUGGACGAUGUCGAUACGAUCAACAGCACGCCAAAGAGUCAAACACUCAGUCAUCAGGAGGAGUACCAAGAGACGUUGAUCUUCAAUAAUGCUAUGAGGGAAAUUUUUCUCAAUCGUUUCGUGCAAAUAUUUUCCAGUUAUGAGCACUUCGUUAUAUUGCCUAGUCAAGACAGAGACGAAUGGAUCAACAAUCGCGACAACAUGCAUCUAUUCGACAAAGCCACAUUCUUGUCCGAGCAGCCAGCUCAUCAUUUACCUUUCUUAUCCAGAUUCAUCGAGACGCAAAUGUUUGCAUCUUUAAUCGACAGUAAAGUCAUGUCCAUGUGGAACGAGCUUGAUUCAAACAUCAAAUUAUUCGAUAAGAGAGUGGCGCAACUGAAAAAGAGAGUUGGCGAAGGAAUCGUGCGCACGACACGCUACGAAAUCUGCACAACCAUACCGGAAACUCAGGCAGUUAUAGAGCAAAGGUUAAACAACGUUGACUUCGAAGUGAAUCCACCAACGGAAGUCAUACCUCAUCGAGCUGCUUACUUUCGUAGCUUCCCCCUGCUCGAUAAAGUCGCAUUGAAUAAAGAGCCUACAAAAAGUAUGCUGCGCAGUAGGAAAGGGCAGACACAGUGGAAGUACAAAAUGAAAUCACUAGAGGCGAAUGGUAAGCCAACAACAACGCAAGAAACUCAGUCGCCACGACCGCAAACGAAACUGUCGACUGACAUGAGCCCUGCUCUGAUUGCUCAAGCCAAUUGGACUUUCGUCGAAACCUUACUAAAAGAUAUCAAAGCAAAAACAAAGCGAAUGCUGGUAGAAAAAAUGGGAUCGGAAGCCGUUGCGUUAGGUCACGGGGGUGAAUCCGUGUGCGACGUCGAAGAAAACACUUUGGUCGCGAGUCUGUGUGAUUUAUUGGAGAGGGUGUGGAGUCAUGGAAUACAGAAUAAACAAGGAAAAAGUGGCCUUUGGACGCAUUUGCUCAUGUAUCAGCAACUAGAAGAAUGUAGCGAAAGUGAUAAGACUAUCGAUGCUAAUUAUUUGUCGCCAGCUCUAGCUUGGUGCGUGCUUCGGAAGCGGCUUGAUUCUAAGAAACCGUCCAAUAAGUUAGCUCGAUUCUCGGAUCGUUUGGUUUCCUCGUUAAAAAGCAAACACAUUUACGAAAUAGCUUCUUAUUUCAAGGAAAAUAUAAGCGAUCUAUCGAAUCUCGCGUUGGAAACGGAUGUGUCACCCACUCGAAAUUCAGAUCACCAGCGUCAUCACAAAUCGCCAGCUGGCACAUUAGAACGUCGCUCGGUUGGCCCUGAACAAUUGAGACCUUUGCCCGACUCGUUGCUAUUCGAUAUUAGAAAUGUCCAAGCCAUGACAGAUAUCAAGACUCACAUUGGCUAUGCAAGAGCUUUCGUAAGAUUGGCGUUAGAAAAGAAAUUACUAUCGAGGCAUUUGAAAACUCUUCUUUCGAAUCAAACUCUGUUAAGGAGCCAAUACAAACGCUCAGCAUUUGUGCGUUGCGAGGAAGAGAAGGAGCAAUUUUUGUACCAUCUACUCACACUGAAUGCCGUGGACUACUUUUGCUUUACGAAUAACUAUCCUACGACCAAACUGCCAUAUCGAGUAAUUAUAUUUCCAAGUAGAAAAGCAAGCGCCGCGCAGACGUCAGCAAACAGUUGGAUUGCUAUUUCGGGCUCGCUUUGCGAGACCAAUCCGGUAAACGUACCGAGGGGCGCUUUAGAGUUUGUUUUCCACCACAAAAAUCUGGGCGUACUAUCGACACUGCGAAUCGGCCACGACAACACAGGUACAUCACCGAAAUGGAUGGUCGAGCACGUGGUGGUGCGUAACGAAGUCACCGGACACACCUUUAAGUUUCCGUGUGGAAGGUGGCUUGGUCGUGGUAUCGACGAUGGAUCAACAGAACGGCUACUCGUUGGUGCACUGGUACCCAAGAAUGUAGAUAACGAAGAGCUUGUUGAAACGUGUUCGACACCGCCGAGAUGUCGAUCGCCUAGUAUACCAAGGAGACCAAGUAUGUCACAUGAUGAAUUAAAACAGAUGCUAGGUGAAGCUGUGAAUGCAAUAGUGAAAUUCCACUAUCGAAAGGACAUUCAAGAAAGUUCGCUGACGACAUUGCUAGUUGGUGAAGGCGGCCUUGUACCUACUUUGGAGCAAGUCUUUUUGUAUGGUUUCAAAAACCAAAGAAUAUUUGGAAGGAAUUUUUAUGUUUGGGAUUAUUUUAUUCGAGUUAAAGAAAAUUUCCAGAUGUCAUUGUUAGAGGAAAUGGAUGAUUAUUCUAGCCGGUUGAAUCGUGACAAAAGAUUACAAGCCGAGAGAAAACAGAAAUAUGCUAUUCUCAGGUGUUACUGUCACCUACUCGAUCAAAUAAACACUUUCAGUCAGACUCUCGGCAAAGAUGGCAAAUUUCAACUUUUCAUAUGCUUAGCUACUAGGGAGCAGCUACUGCAUUUAAUGUUACGUCCAAUGAGCGAAGCUCGCUCGACCAUAGAUAUGUACGAAGAGACGUCAUUUCUCCGAAGUCCAACGUUACUUACUUUCCUUGUACAAAUUCUCGAGCCGCUCAGCGGCUUUCAUAUAGUACUUGAAAAAAGUUUGACCCACGGAAUCUCAAGUUUAUAAUGUUUGACGUAUCGCAAAGUUUAAAAAAGAGACAGUAGCUGGAAAUCUUAUUAAAAGCGAGCGGAUAUAUUUUCACGAUUGUGAGAGUUGGAUAAUAUAUAAACUCAGAGAAGUUAUAUGGAAAAAUACACAAUUAUGUUGAUCUGCGAAUGCGAUAUGAAAUGAAAAAACUACUUUUUCUUUGUCAGAAUUUAUCUUGCCAAUGACAGUGAUGAAAAUACCACUAGUUUAAGAAAUCGACGAAAAAAACUCGUGUUAAUCUACCAAAGAUAUUCUUUUUUCUGUUUACAUAUAAAAUUUUACUAUUAGCAUUCGUUUAGAUGACCCUAGAUUUAGAAUGUUGUUAAAAAAUUUUCAUCGUCCAGUGUAUGAGGUAAAAAUUUUAGUCGAUAUCUCUAUUGUCCAGAAAAAAACGCAACAACCGACGCGACAUCGAUUAUCGAGCCGCACAAGCUACAUCAGAAUUACGAAACAAAAUUUGUGACUAAUAUUUUUAUCGCAUAAUAAAAUAUUGUUGUUGAAAACAUGAUAUGAACAUUUGUAUCUGACAUGUGUAUAUAAAACAUUAGAUAAAUCAGUCCAUUAUCGCCGCAUAAUGUCGCGUCCUCAUUAAUAUUUGUUAAUUUAGUAUUUAGUAUUACUCAAAACGUUUAGUUUUGUUUUUGUUCCUUGGCGUUAUUAUAUAUCGUUGGCUAAGAUUCAAAUUAAAAAAAAUUAUAAUACAAUUAGAUAUUUUAUGCUUCUCUUUGAAAUGCUGUGAAAACUAGGAAAACUGUAUCGUAAUUAGUAGUAAUUGCUAUCUCACCGAUUUAUAUUCAGACAUCUAUGUUACCGAUAAACUUGAACAAAGAGUAGGUUACUAUAAGGUUAGAUAAGUUUAUUUAAAAUCGUAACUGCAUUUAUAGAGAAACUCAAAAUUCAUACGUACAUACUACAUCAAUUAAUGUCGAAAAAUACGUAUCUCGUAAAUUUUGUGUAAAAUUCAAAUGCGUGUGCGAGUGUUUUCUACCCUGAUGAUUUGUUUUUAAUAUGGACCAAAUGUUAACCACAACUCAUGUUAUACUGAUAUUUACUGAAAUAUUUCAUAAUUUUAGUGUAAAGUUUUUUCUGAUUAAUACUUUUUAUAAAAAAAAUAAAAUUAAAUCUUUUAGCAAUGCUCUAUUUUUACGUGAAAUAUCUACUUGAAAAUAUACAUAGAUUUCUAAAGAAAAAGAAUUCCCUUUUGCUUGAGUGCCAAAUCGUAUCUGAAGUUUUUAAUUAUAUUUUUAAUCGUUUUAAAUAACGAAAAGAAACUUGUAAACAUUUAAAAGCAAUUUUAUGAAUCGUGCAAAGAAAAUUCCGUUCAAAUAGAUCUGUUGUAUUUGUUUUACGAAAUCUGUAUCUUAUAUUACUCCUGUGAUGAAAUAUUUAUUCCAAAAAAAGAACAAUGUUGGUUUACUUAUUUUUAAACCAAAGCAGACCGUUACAUACAAUUAGAUAUGAAAUUUUACGCAAAGCAAAUGUAUAUACCAAAAUGUUGCGUUUUAAUCUUUAGUGGUGAUGUCACUUUUACAGAAAUUAAAAAAAUUUAUAUAAUAAUUUAUAGGUGUAUAUACGAUACAAGCUGAGAUGGCUGUAAAUUAGUUCAGAAAAG